Schizophyllum commune H4-8 is the source of this 3474-nucleotide messenger RNA. RefSeq lists its product as uncharacterized. Lineage: Eukaryota; Fungi; Basidiomycota; Agaricomycetes; Agaricales; Schizophyllaceae. The coding region runs from base 1 to 3450 and encodes 1149 amino acids. The record is from RefSeq and is a predicted model, not a curated record. Gene Ontology annotation, molecular function: protein binding. The transcript is spliced from 10 exons.
AUGGACGACGUCGCAUCCGAUGCCUUGAGCACCACAGGCCGCGCACCAGAAGGCGAGAUGGCCAGGGACGACGCCGCCAUCGUCGAGAUCUGGCGAACGGCCGUCGAGCGAUACGAGCGCGAUUCUGGGACGGCGCUUGCGGAACAGCUUGACGGAUCCCUCGACGCUUCGUCUUCGAGCUCGAUUGCGACCUUCAUCGAAGAGCGCGCCGCGCGAUUCGCCCAGUUCCGCGCUGAAGGGCACGAGCGGGCGCGCAAAUGGCUGAAGCCGAUCGCUGCUGCUGUUCAGCUGCUUUCUAACUGCUUUGGCGAUGCAGUUACACUUCCCUUCUCGCCUCUGAAGGCCGUAUUCGGCGCGAUCGACGUGGCGAUAAAGCUAUCCAUCGAAGUGACGAAGGACUACGACGCUGCCAUGGAUGCAUUCGAGACCAUCGCAGAUCAUCUCGCGCGCAUCAAGAUCGUCGGCGCCAACGAGACCCUUCGCGAGCCCUCUGUGCGAGUCCUCUCUCAGACGCUCGUCGUCCUCGGGAUCAUCGCGCAGCUCCAGCGAGAUGGGCGCUUCAAGGCGUGGAUCCACAAGUUCAAGCAGUCGCAUGAGCUGACGGAAGCGCUGGCGGACCUGCAGCGUCUGGCAACAAACCAUCACGAGACGCUCUCCGCGGUUACGCUGCUCAGCGUCGAGAAGACGAUGGAUGUCCUUGCGCAUAGCAUGACCUCUAUCCAGCAGGAACAAGACAUGACCCGCACCUGUCUGAUGCGUAUCGCCAAGGUCGCGCAGGAUAUGCACGAGACUAUCAUUGCCCUUGCUUCCACGAACGAACAGCAGAUCCACGACAACCGGGGGACUCUGGAGGACAUCCAGCGCGUCCUACUUGCUUACUCCGACGCGCUUCAGCAAGACAGAGAGGACGGCGAAGUGGAGCGUAUAUUCGAUUGGCUUGGUUUUCCUGACUCCUCGAUCAAGAUCAACAACCUUUUGCGUGACCGCGCGCGCUCUUCCGGCUCUUGGUUCCUGGAUGGCGAAGCGUUCGCCAAGUUCAAGGCGGGGACGACGCGCGUCUUGUGGUUGCACGGUAAAGCGGGGUCGGGGAAGAGUACCAUGAUCGCAGCAGCAGACCGCGAUAUCCAGACCCUUUGCAACACCACCGGCUCUUGCCUGGCCUUGUGCCACGUUUUCGAUGCGACGAACAACGCCAUCGCCAGGGACUUGAGCGUCCUACUGUCCUCUAUUCUCUGCCAGCUCGUCCAUCAUGAGCCUGAAACUGUCGCCUUUCUCUCGCGUGCUCGCAAGCAGCACAUACGCGGGAGGAGACAGCCAUCCCUCGACGAGCUGAAUUACUACACGAAUCAGCUACUCGAUGAAUAUAGCUCACGCGUAUUCAUCACGAUCGACGGUCUGGAUGAGACCGAGGACAUGAAAGUACUACAGUUCCUCCGCAAGCUCCGAGAGCGCGACGACAUAUCCAUCCUCGUCUCCAGCCGGUCGGAGCUCUCGGCUCGAAAGGAGCUUGAGUCGCUAGCUGACGACCAAGUCCUCAUGUCCACGGACGCGGUCACAAGGGACAUCAACAUUCUCCUAGACGAAGCUUUCGCGAAGGAUGGAUCGUUGUCCGGGAUUCGAAACUCUCGUCUUGCGCGUAGCGCCCUCGUAUCGGGCGCCGAUGGAAACUUUCGCUGGGUUGCUCUGCAAGCGCAGCAACUCGCUCUCGUCGCCGCCUUCCCCUUAAAGGUGGUCGAGCGUCUCACAUCUAUGCCUCUCGAUCUUCGCGCCCUCUAUGACGAAGCCCUCGCCAAGAUCGAUGAGCGGGAUCGCGCCGACGUUCGCCGGCUUCUCAUGUGGCUUCUGUUCAGUCGCCAGCCGCUGCUCAAGGAGGAGCUCGCAGAGAUCAUGUCUUUCGACUACUCCCGCCCUGUCCCUGUGUUCUCCCGUCGAUUUCGCCCUACGUCUGCGGACAAGGUCAUCGCCCUCGUCGGGUCGACAUUCUUAUCCAUUGAUGCCAACAGUGGCGACGUCCGCUUUGCGCAUGCUUCCGUCUUGGAGUACCUCCAUGCGCUUCCUUCGUCCUCGCCCUUUUAUAACGACGAAUGCGAUGCGAUGCGCCAGUUUACGGCAGUUUGUGUGAGCUACCUCACCUCAGGUGGUGAUCCCGACGACGGCUGGGCCAACCCCCUACAACGAGGGGGCAGGGUACCGUUGUACGCGCAUGCAGCCGAGAACUGGCUCAGUUAUGCCGCACGGGUUGACUUCCCUGCACAUCCUGAGCUAGCAGUGGCAGUCGCACGAUUCAUGGGAUCGUAUGCAUACGAUCAGGCUCGCCGCAAGCAGAACCGCUUCAUGGCUCCCCUACAACCUCAGUUCGGCUUUCGACUUCUUCAAGAUGGUGUCCAACCCUUACAUGCUGCUUGCGAGCUUCUGUCUUGGAAUCUCGUCGACCUCAUCCUCCGUCGGCUUCAUUCUGACCCCAAUAAGUGGCUUCCUGGAGAAUACCUCCCUUGGGUCCAGAACUCUUCGCGAUCAUGGAAAACCCGGACACCACUCAUGGUCGCGAUCUCCUGCAGUCGGAGAGCCACAGACGACAUCCAUAGCGUGCGGCAGAACAGACGCAGUGUUGUGACCGGGCUAAUUGGAGCAGGCGAGGAUGUCAAUGCCUUCGUUCGUGGACGAACGCCAUUGCAUUACGCUGUUAUCGAGGGUGACAUUGAGAUCGCAGAAAUGCUCCUAGCCGCUGGUGCAAACGUGAAUCAGAAGACUUACGGUCGACUCCGGGAGCUACCUGAGCGUGGCACGCCUGAGUACUACGCAAUACGUAGGAUAGAAUCAUGGGUCCUGGAGGUGGCAAAGGGUCACGGUGAUCUUUGGGAAGUACCGGAGAGCAUGCUUCUCUUCUUCCUCGAUGCUGGCUGUGAGCUACGGCAUGUUUUCGAAGAAGACCUAUGCUCCCCCUUACAUCGAGCUGUGCGACGCGGCGACAUCGAAAUGGUCAAAUUGCUUUUGAAGGCCGGCGCAUUCACGCAUCUGGAGGACGAUGCAGGUGUGACACCGCUCCACGAGGCUGCGGCUAGGGGACUUGACGGGGUGGUCGACGUUCUACUUGCUGCGGGGGCAAGCUGGCGGCUGCGCCAAAAGAGACUGUCUUCGUCCUUGCGCUUGGAAGAUGCAAAUCCUACCCCUCCAGGAAGCAGGAUGCGAGCGUGGGGCCGCGGUCGGAGCUUGUCGUUCCCACCCAUCAGGGGAGUCCAUGACCGAUCCCAGAUCCGCAAUGUAUAUACACUGCGUCCUUUCGCUGCUUCCGGCUUCGGUCGGCAGGUGCAGUCCGAGCGCCUGGGCACCCUGAAGCCGAACCCUGACUUGAACAACUGGUGGGAAAGGGAGGUUGCUGCUUUUGAAUGGGAGAAGAUCAUGCAAAGAUUCAGAGUGGCAUUCGCGAGGGGGUUGCCGACAGGGUCGUAGAUUGAUUGAGAGGCGGGAUUGGAG